UAAUAAUUUUUCGUUAUCCAAAUUCAACUCAUAAUAAACGUGGUACUUUAAAACAUCCGUGCAAAAGAAUUUGAACACAUCAUGUCAUUGCUUUCGAACUCAGCGUCGUUAUAUUAGUUUCUAAUCUAAUCGAUACGAGCACUUGGCACAUAGAAAUGAUAUAAAAAAAUCGAGUACGAUUUUACCGCCAUAAAAGCAAUCGCCGUUAAAUUACUGUCCCGAUGAUGCAUAGCUGCAGGUUUGCCUUCUUGUUUGCCACCAUUUUGGUUGCGGCCGGCUCCAAAUUACAUCCCCUAUCAGAUGAGUAUGUCGCGGAAAUCAAUCGAAAGCAUACAACAUGGAAGGCAGAGCGAGUCUUCGACGACUGGGAUACUUUCAAAAUGAUAGCAUCGGGCGUGGUCAAGCGUCCACUCUCAGAACGGACUAACUACAUUUACUCCUUCGAAGAAGACAGCGAGAUUCCCGACUUUUUUGAUGCCGCGGAAGCUUGGCCGAAAUGCGAAUCUAUCAAGCAAAUCAGGGAUCAAUCCAAAUGUGGUGCCUGUUGGGCUUUCGCUGCAGUGCAAGCCAUGUCGGACAGAAUUUGUAUCCACUCAGGACAAACCAAGCAGGUUUACAUUUCUGCCCAGGACUUGUUGACCUGUUGCGAGCGCUGUGGUGACGGAUGUUUUGGAGGUGAUCCAUUUUCUGCUUGGGACUAUUGGUGGUCCAAUGGUAUUGUCACAGGAGGGUUAUACAAUGCCGCAGAUCAGGGCUGCAAGUCGUACUUCCUGUCGGAAUGCGAUGACCAUCCAAACAAAUGCAGAGACUACGUAGGGACGCCGCAGUGUGUGAAGACUUGCGACGAUAGGAGCCGCAGCUACAACGACUCCCUUGCUUUCGGGGAGUUAAUAAAAGUGUUUAUCAAAGAAGAGGACAUACAAAGGGAAAUUAUGAAUAACGGACCCGUGGAAGCUACGUAUACAGUCUAUGAGGACUUUGCCAGUUACAAGAGCGGCAUUUACCAACCGACUACCGAUGUCGAGAUAUCAUCUCAUGCCGUAAAAAUCGUCGGGUGGGGAGUAGAGGAUGGAGUUAAAUAUUGGAAAAUCGCCAAUUCUUGGAACACGAGAUGGGGGGAAGAUGGCUACUUCAGGAUGAUCCGCGGGGUGAACAGUUCGGCAUUGAACAUAACGUCGUCGCAGGGACUCCUAAUGUAUAUUAAAUCACAUCGGCAAUGAGAGCUAAACCAAAAACAGUUGACACAAGUUAUGCCUUUAACCUCCUUAAAAAUAAAGACCAAACCAAGAAAUUGUAGUGGAAUUUUAUUAACAUAACUUAUCCGCACGAGAUUUUACUGAAACUUAACGGUGAAUGGAGAUUUUGAACGGACAACACUUAUUAUCACGCCUGGCAUCAUCAAUCAAAAUCCUUCCAAAUAUCUGAUAUUUA
Cylas formicarius (sweet potato weevil) is the source of this 1431-nucleotide messenger RNA. Its product is annotated as cathepsin B-like. The record is from RefSeq and is a predicted model, not a curated record. Lineage: Eukaryota; Metazoa; Arthropoda; Insecta; Coleoptera; Brentidae. The coding region runs from base 222 to 1220 and encodes 332 amino acids. Gene Ontology annotation, molecular function: cysteine-type endopeptidase activity. Gene Ontology annotation, cellular component: lysosome. The transcript has 4 exons.